UGCAAAACCAUACAUUUUUCUUUGAAACAGCCAUCUGAAUAUAAUACAUACGCAGACAUUGAUGCUGUAUAUAAAUGCCUCAAGGAGCAGUAUGGCGUCAAAGACGAACAACUGAUACUGUACGGUCAAUCUGUCGGCAGCGGUCCCACAUCUGAUCUUGCCUCGCGUCUCCCUAACUUGAGAGGUGUUGUUUUGCAUAGCCCGAUUUUAUCAGGGCUGAGGGUCUUGUACCCUGUAAAACGUACAUAUUGGUUCGACAUUUACAAGAAUAUCGACAAAGUCGGUGCAAUAAACUGUCCAGUUCUUGUUAUUCAUGGAACUGCUGAUGAUGUUGUUGAUUGGUGCCAUGGGAAGCAGCUUUGGGAGCUUUGCAAGGUAAAGUACGAGCCUGUCUGGAUAAAAGGCGGCGGGCAUUGCAAUCUUGAACUAUAUCCCGAUUUUAUUAAAAAAUUGAAAAAGUUUAUACAAACACUCGGAAAAUCAAAACCGUUACUCAAUGACUCUGUGGCAACAUCACUAGAUUCCGACAGUAAGAAUAAAUCUGGCGAAAGCGAUAAUAACACGGACACGUUUGUUGAGUUGCAACCAGAAGUUUCUAGAAACAGUUUGGACAGCCGGCUUGACAAGUCGAAGAAGUCAACCAAGCCUGAAAAAUCGAGAAUGAGUACAGAUAACGUCGACUGGUUCAGGAGAAGAAAAGGCUUGAUCUGGUGAUAUAAUAUUAAAUAUUUAUUACAAUGAGAAGCUAAUGUUACAACACUAUCUAUGUCUGUGCGGAUUGACAAAGUAUGUCUCUACUGGUUGAGCUUUGGCUCCUAUUUAUUAAAUUAUAUCUCGAUUUUUAUAUCAUUCGAUCCCGAUAAAUAUAAAGAGUAGUUUUACCCUGUAAAAUAUUUUGAUGUGAGCAUAUUGUGGUUUUUACUGUUUGAUUCCCUCAA
This is a messenger RNA of Erythranthe guttata (spotted monkey flower), 938 nucleotides long. The record is from RefSeq and is a predicted model, not a curated record. NCBI's taxonomy places the organism in Eukaryota, Viridiplantae, Streptophyta, Magnoliopsida, Lamiales, Phrymaceae.